AUGUCAUCUGCCGUACAAAUUAAUAAUACUCAUCAAUUAGAAUCAACUAUUGAUGAUAAUCAAUUUGUUCAAAUUGUAAUUGAAUUUCCUGGAAAAUAUUUGGAUAAUGGAAAAAGUAUUACAAUUGGAAAAAGCAAUUCAAAUGAUGAAAAAACUAUUUUAGGAAAUUAUAAAGAUCUUUAUAAUGAUUCUUUAGAAACAAAAGAUGUUCAUAUUGAAAUUCCAAUUGAAUUUCUUCAACGAGGAAUGACAAUUAGUAUUGAAAAAGAAAAUAUUUUUAUUAAAAAAACUCUUGAUUAUCACAAAGAACAAUCACAUAAUUUAUCAAAUAAUCAAUUUACUAAACGAGAUCAUCUUCAAACACAAAAUUUGAUGGAAAUAACAAUAGAAAUUGCACCUGAAAUGUUUCAUAAUGGUCAAACAAUAACAAUUAGAAAAGAAAAUCUUGAAACUAUCAUUGCAAAUUUUCCUUAUCGUCGUCAAUCAAAAGUGGAUAUUAACAAUUAA
Adineta ricciae is the source of this 507-nucleotide messenger RNA. NCBI's taxonomy places the organism in Eukaryota, Metazoa, Rotifera, Eurotatoria, Adinetida, Adinetidae. The record is from the annotation of a GenBank genome assembly.